Molecule: messenger RNA, 1794 nt
Organism: Cladophialophora carrionii CBS 160.54
Lineage: Eukaryota; Fungi; Ascomycota; Eurotiomycetes; Chaetothyriales; Herpotrichiellaceae
Exons: 1
Coding region: 1-1794 (597 amino acids)
Source: RefSeq, a predicted model, not a curated record
AUGACGCCAGAGGAACUGGCUCGCUUUGCCAGCACAGUGGGCGCGUUCUCUGCCGGUCAAAUUGACCGGCUCUACCAGCUUGUUGUCGGUGCCGGGGGUGGUGUUGGCGCAUCCGCCCUGAACGAGCAGUGGCGCGCUCUCGGACUCCAAGAAGGCAACAAUGGCGUCGCUGAAGGUGUGGACGAUGGAGUGUGCCUUGACUUCAUCGUUGAUCUCGCCAGAAUCGACCCCGACAUCCCACUGGACGCCAAAUUCUUUGAAAUCCUAGAGGCAGCAAACAUUGCCUUGACCACCACCACCACGUCCUCCCCUCGACCAUCCUCUCCACACUCCGUCGAGUCCAUCGACGAGAACGAACCCCUCUGGCGCCAAGCCGUCGCCCUCGACAAUCGCAGAUUGGUCUCACAGGUCAUAGAUAUUUGGCAGGAUCGAGUCAUUGAACGUCGCGCGGCUUACGAGCAAUAUGAGGAUGCUGAAGCCAAUGCCGUUGCUGAUACUCAAUACGGAUACAAACUGGCCAAGAGAACCAUUGAUCACUGGCGCUCGCGCGUCCAGCAUGUGAAAAGCUUGGAAGCUAUGGCAGCCAGAUUGCGCUUUGAGAGGGAUGCGUCUAGAGUAUUGAGGGCAUUGACACUCGCCGAGCGCGAGACGGUCUUCAUCCGUGAACGAACAAGGCGGUCAGCGGCCAGAUUCCUCGCCAUCUGGCGAGAGAAGACCGCGCGGAUCCAAGAAUUGGAGGACUACGCCGACAGCUUCCGCAAAAUCCACGCAGCACAAAAUGUCUUAGCACGCCUCUCUGAAACCCAUCACCACCAUCAAGAGGCUGAAUCCCUCGCUGUCACGAUCUACGAAGGCAACCUCGCACGGAGGAUCUUCAAUCAAUGGCUCGCACAGUCUCAAGCUAUCCGAGUCAAUGAUGAGCGUGCAGAGGCCGCGGCCGACUACUUCGCCGUGAAACACGCCUUUCAAAAGCUACGCGCGAGAGCUCAAUCUCGACUCGCCCAGAAAGAGAUUGCUCAAGCCCGCACCCACAUCCUCUACCUCAAGUACUUCCGAAAAUGGAGACUCGCUGUCAGAGACAUCAAAGAGGCCAAAUACAAUGCAGCCUACAAGACCAUGCGUCGCAAGGUCAAAGAAAACAUCGCAAGAGCGUCACUGAACCUCUGGAGGGAAAAGACGCGGCGCAUCAGAGAGAUGCACGCCAAUGCGGACGAGUUUCGAGCCCAAAAGCAAGGAGAACACGCCCGAAAGAUGGCUCACAGUGCCAUCGUCGCGAUGUACCGUCAUACCGAAGAAACGCAGCGGGCCGAGAAGCUAGCGGACGAAUUUUACCACCAAACCUUGGUUCGACGGUUCGGGAUUUUCGGCUCGAACUGGCUCAUGCCCGCCAGACAGAUUCUCUUAAAUCAGCGGGUCGCCGACGAGUACCGCGCCACGAGACUUGCCACCUACACGUUAGCUGCGCUGAGAACGAUGAGAAACUAUGCCUUUAGAGCGAAGAGACUUGAAGAAGACGCCGACACGCUACGCCAACGCAACGAGAAGAAACGCGCUCUAGCACUCUUGCAGAGAUGGAGACAAGCAGCCAUGCGAGCUCACGAGGAUGGAGCCGCAGUGGAGAACUCACUGGUGCCGGCCACGCCGGCGGCUCGUCGAAGCCAAUUGCUGGCAUCUACCACGCCGGCAUACACUCCUGCUACGGGCCUAUUUAGUGCCGCUAGUCGCAUGAUCGCAGAGGAUCAAGACGAAGAGGAAGAGGGGGAGGACCAGGAAGAAUACAUGCGGUCGUCAUGA